AUGGAUAAGCUUCUAAGCAAGAUAAUAGCUCUCUCAGAUGAAUCUUUCGAGAUAAAUGAAGAGUUAAAAAAUAGUAGUAAUAUUAGUGAUAGAUUAUUAUAUAAAGCUUUGAAUAAUAAAGUAAUAAGAGUUGAAAUUUAUAAACAUAUUUUAAAGUUUAUUGAACAUAGGGUUGUGGUUCUUGAUAGAUCACGUUUUGACCAGUUUACAAAUAAAUCAUAUAUAACAAAACUUAAGUGGUGUCGUGAUCCACUACCAGAUACAAGUCAAUUUCCACCAUUUUUGACACAUUUAUAUUUGCACAGUUUUUCUAAAAGGCUAACUCAAACUUUACCAAAUACAAUUACUACACUUAUAUUCGGUGAUGAUUUUGACCAAAUUAUUCCACAAGGCACAUUACCAAAUAGUCUUACAACACUCACAUUCGGUGAUAAUUUUAACGAAGGAAUUCUACCCGGCUCAUUACCAGAUAGUCUCACAUUUGGUUCUUUAUUUAAACAAGGUCAUAAUAUUAAAUCAUAUUCUAAAUUUAACAAAAAUUUUGGUACAUUACCAAAUAGUCUCACAACACUCACAUUCAGUCAAAAAUUUAACCAAGAAAUUAAAUCUGGAUCAUUACCAAAUAGUCUCACAACCCUUACAUUCGGUCAUUGUUUUAACCGAGUAAUUCCACCCAACUCAUUACCAAAUAGUCUCACAAAACUCACAUUCGGUUAUGAUUUUAACCAAGAAAUUCUACCCAACUCAUUACCAGAUAGUCUCACUACACUCACAUUUGGUGAUAUUUUUAACCAAGUUGUUCUGCCCAACUCAUUACCAAAUAGUCUCACAACACUCACAUUCGGUAAUGGUUUUAACCAAGUUAUUCUACCCGGCUCAUUACCAAAUAGUCUCACAACACUCACAUUCGGUUUUGAUUUUAACAAAGUAAUUUCACCCGGCUCAUUACCAAAUAGUCUCACAACACUCACAUUCGGUUAUAAUUUUAACCAAGUAAUUCUACCCGGCUCAUUGCCAAGUAGUCUCACAACACUCACAUUUGAUUCUUUAUCUAACCAAGUAGUUCUACCCGGCUCAUUACCAAAUAGUCUCACAACACUCAAAUUCAGUUUUCAUUUUAACCAAGUAGUUCAGCCCGGCACAUUACCAAAUAAUCUCACAACACUCACAUUCCGUGAUAAUUUUAACCAAGGAAUUCUACCCGGCUCAUUACCAAAUAGCCUCACUACACUCACAUUCGGUAAUGGUUUUAACCAAGUAAUUCUUCCCAACUCAUUACCAAAUAGUCUCACAACACUCACAUUCGGUAAUGAUUUUAAUCAAGUUAUUCUACCCAGCUCAUUACCAAAUAGUCUCACAACACUCACAUUUGGUGAAAAAUUUAGCCAAGUAGUUUCACCCGGCUCGUUACCAAAUAGUCUCACUACACUCACAUUUGGUUCUUCAUUUAACCAAGUUGUUCCACCCGGCUCAUUACCAAAUAGUCUCACAACACUCACAUUUGGUUCUUCAUUUAACCAAGUUGUUCCACCCGGCUCAUUACCAAACAGUCUCACAACACUCACAUUUGGUUCUUUAUUUAACCAAGUUGUUCCACCUGGCUCAUUACCAAAUAGUCUCACAACACUCACAUUCAGUUUUGAUUUUAACCAAGUAAUUUCACCGGGCACAUUACCAAAUAAUCUCACAACACUCACAUUCGGUUAUCGUUUUAACCAAGUAAUUCUACCCAACCCAUUACCAAAUAGUCUCACAACAAUCAAAAUUGGUAAUAAAAUUAACCAACUAAUUCCACCCGGCUCCUUACCAAAUAGUCUAAAUAUUAACAACAACUACACAAUAAUAAGAAAACGAUGA
This is a messenger RNA of Dictyostelium purpureum, 1857 nucleotides long. RefSeq lists its product as uncharacterized. The transcript is spliced from 2 exons. The coding region runs from base 1 to 1857 and encodes 618 amino acids. Lineage: Eukaryota; Evosea; Eumycetozoa; Dictyosteliales; Dictyosteliaceae. The record is from RefSeq and is a predicted model, not a curated record.